UCCAACAGUAACAAAACAAACCCAGCUUUGUUUUCUGUUGAAGAAAACAAAGUGGGAAGUGGCCAAGCCACAUUAAUAUCCACUUUUGACCGCUUCCCUCAUUUUCUGAAUGGAAAUAUUGGGGGACCAACUCCCAAUCUCUAUUCUACAUUGACCCCUAAUCCCAUAUAUUAUAUUGAUAGUCCAGUGGUUCUUGGCUUCGGCUUUAUUCUAUUCUGUGGCAUAAUUGCAGUGCAAGGACGGAGAGACACAGUUUCUGAAUUCCAGAUAACACAUACCAUACAUAUGGAAUGAUUUGUUUCCUUGUCUGGUUUUCCGGGAAAAAUUUAUUAUUUCAUUGAAGGAAUUGGCCUAGUUGACUUUCUCGGGAAAACCCAUAUAUUCCAGUCCUGUUUCAUAUAUGGGGUGCCACUCUUUUUAUAUUUCUCUAUCUUACCCAUCUCUUCCUCCUUCACCAACUGUUGCUCUUUUCCUGGUCCGCCAAACCCAAUUGUUGAAAGAAUUGGACUUUCAGAUAUGACUGUUAGGGAUCAAGACCUGAAAAAGAAGUCUUUUAUUCACAAGAUUUUCACCAUGAAAGACAGAGAUGUAAUUGGCUCAUCUGAUUUUCUUGAAGCACAAUCUGAUCCAGUGCUUGACAGUCAAUCUAUAAGUGGCAGAGGGGCUCAAAUGCCUGUGGGUCAAGAUGUUCAGUCCUUUCGAGUUUUUGUAGCAACCUGGAAUGUAGGAGGGAAAUCUCCCCAUAGUGGCCUUAAUCUGGACGAUUUUCUUCAGGUUAAUAAUCCGUCAGACAUAUAUGUCUUGGGUUUUCAGGAAAUUGUUCCUUUAAAUGCUGGAAAUGUAUUAGUUCUAGAGGAUAAUGAACCUGCGGCAAAAUGGCUUGCUUUAAUCAAUCAGUCACUGAAUAAAUCAACAAAUGGAUCUUCAAGACUCACAGCGAGCCUUGGUGGUUCAUUGUUUUUCUCGAAGCCGUCCCUUAAAAAGGUCAGCAAGUCUUUUAGAACAGAGAGCAAAAGAAAGCUGAAGAGUUGCAACUGCACUUAUGAACUAGAAAGGAAGCAUAGUAAAGAUUUCUGUUUUCGAUGCCAACAACCAAAUAUAAAUGAAGAUGACUUGUCUUCUGAACCGGAUGAAGAGGGAUCUAAUGGCUUUGAUAUCUCAGAAAUUUCCGUUUCCUCUACUACGAGCCAGAUGAAGUAUAGCCUUGUAGCAAGUAAGCAAAUGGUAGGAAUUUUUGUUACUCUUUGGGCAAGGAAGGAGUGUGUACAAUAUGUUAGUCACUUGAGAAUCUCCUGCAUUAGUCGUGGCAUCAUGGGCUGCCUUGGAAACAAGGGUUGUAUUUCAGUGAGCUUUCUGUUCCAUCAGACAAGCUUUUGUUUUGUCUGCAGUCACUUGGCAUCUGGUGAGAAAGAGGGGGAUGAGCUAAGGAGAAAUAUGGAUGUCUUAGAGAUUCUUAAGAAUACACAGUUUCCUAAGAUUUGCAGAACAGCUUAUAGUAGGGUUCCAGAUAAAAUUCUAGACCAUGACCAGGUCAUAUGGUUAGGGGACUUGAACUACCGCAUUGCGUUGAGCUACUCUGAAACCCGGAAACUUUUAGUUGACAAUGACUGGGAUACACUUCUUGACAAAGAUCAGCUCAAGAUUGAAAGAGAAGCAGGGAGAGUAUUCAAAGGAUGGAAGGAAGGAAAAAUUUACUUUGCACCUACUUACAAAUACUUCUACAACUCCGACACUUAUUUUGGCGAGAUGAAAACAUCAAAGAAGAAAAGGAGAACCCCAGCUUGGUGUGAUAGAAUACUGUGGCAUGGAAAUGGGAUUAGACAACUGUCAUACAUACGUGGAGAGUCCCGUUUUUCUGACCACCGGCCAGUUUGUGCUACAUUUUUUGUGGAUGUCAUGGUUAAUGAGGAUGGAUUGAAGAAGGAAAUACCCAGCUCUAAUAUGAAAGUUGAAAUUGAAGAGCUUUUACCAACACGUAACAGAUAGUUAAGAAACAUGCACUAAACUUGCUAAGCACGGCCAUGGAAAGGUUGAAACAAUCCCCAGUUUUGCUGAUGAUAUGAGAUGAAGUAGCUAGUUUUUAUGAUGUAGAGCGUUUCGCAAUAUAAAGUGUAAAUAAUUCUGUUUAGAAAUGGUUAGAAUCCAACUUUUCCGAUUCUCUUUAACAAGUUGAUGGUCAAGAUGCACGGGUGACAGCUCAGUUGUGAAUUGGUGUCUUAGUUCUUGUCAUCUAACGAAGUGUACUCACAAUGUCAAA
This is a messenger RNA of Rosa chinensis, 2257 nucleotides long. Its product is annotated as type I inositol polyphosphate 5-phosphatase 10. Gene Ontology annotation, molecular function: phosphatidylinositol-4,5-bisphosphate 5-phosphatase activity; phosphatidylinositol-3,4,5-trisphosphate 5-phosphatase activity; inositol-polyphosphate 5-phosphatase activity. Gene Ontology annotation, biological process: phosphatidylinositol dephosphorylation. The coding region runs from base 517 to 1986 and encodes 489 amino acids. The transcript has 11 exons. NCBI's taxonomy places the organism in Eukaryota, Viridiplantae, Streptophyta, Magnoliopsida, Rosales, Rosaceae. The record is from RefSeq and is a predicted model, not a curated record.